Molecule: messenger RNA, 2331 nt
Organism: Funneliformis mosseae
Lineage: Eukaryota; Fungi; Glomeromycota; Glomeromycetes; Glomerales; Glomeraceae
Source: the annotation of a GenBank genome assembly
AUGACCAACAAAACUAGUAGAAAAGUAAGAAACAAAUCUCUAAAGACUGAGCCAAAACUUUCGACGAAGCCUUUCAAAAAUAAAACAAAAAAUCUCAAGAAAGAACAGGUGAAGGUCUCAAAGAUUUUACCAAUUGUUAAUGAUAUUAAUGAAGAUGAAAUCGAAUUGUCCGAACAAGAUGUAGAAUUUUUCAAAGAACACGAUCAAUUUACGAAAUUUUUAAAAGAUAUUGAUAAAGUUGCAUUACACAAGAACGAAAUCAUCAAUAUCAAAAAAUCAUCUGUUAAAGCCGUGAAAAAUGAUAAAACUGAUCAAGAUUCUUUACCGUCGUUGACUUCUUCCGAUGAGGAAGGUGAUGAUGAAAUGAUAAUAGUAGGAGAUUUGAAUCAAGAGAAAAUGUAUAUUUCUUCAGAUUCGGAUAUAGAACAAGAAUAUGAAAGGACUCCACGUCUUAAUAAAUCUUGGAUACAUAAAGAAUCAACAAAGCUUCCAAUUAAGUUGCCCGACGGAAAAAUAAAACAAAAAGAAGUCGUAAUAUGUGAAGAAGAGAGAACCCUUUCUAUGAACGUUGAUAAAAACGAACCUUCCAUUAACGACAUUGACGAACCGAACGACCUUGAUACUAAUGAUAAAAAGUCACAGGUCUCAGAACCUAUGUUAAGCAUAAAUAUUCCACUUAAAGAAUAUAUUAAUCAAAAGAAGGAACAAUUGGCGGAAAUAGCUCAACGUAUAGUCGAAGAUCCGGAGAAUAAUAUCGGACAACUAAAAGACUUACGUGAAAUUGCUACUGAUAAGAAUUUAACUGUAAAAAAGUUGGCAAUAUUAUCUCAGUUUGUGGUAUAUAAAGAUAUAAUACCCGGGUACCGGAUACGACAAUUGACAGACAGAGAAAGACCGGCACAGGUUUCCAAAGAAGUUAAGAAAAUAAGAAAUUAUGAACAGGGCUUGUUGAGUAAUUAUCAAGCUUAUUUGAAGUUUCUCGAAAGCGAAUUAAGAGGUUCGAGACAAAAAGAACCUUUAACUAAAGAGGAAGAGAAAUCCGUUGCAGAUGAAGCGUUACAAUGCAUGUGUGGCCUUUUAACUUCUGUUACUCAUUUCAACUUUCGGUUGAAUUUGAUGACGGCAAUUGUUACGAGAAUGAGUACUCGCAAAUUUACAAAGAUGACGGCCAUGUGUUGUGAUGCUAUAAUUGAAGUAUUUAAGAAUGAUGAAUCUGGUGAAGCAAGCUUAGAUGCUGUAAAAUUAAUCACAAUGAUGAUUAAGUCUAAAAGUUAUGUGGUUCAUGAAGAGGUUCUUAAUACUUUUUUACACCUUCGAUUAAGAGACGAGCUUAAUAUAAAAAAAUUACAUGAAGAUGAAGCUCAUUCCAAUAAAAAAAGAAAAUGGAAAAAAGAGCCUAAAAAACAUUUGUCAAGAAAAAUGAGAAAGUUGGAAAAGGAAAGAAAAGAGAUUGAAAACGAGAUGAAGGAAGCCGAGGCCGUUGUGGAUUAUGAAGAAAAAGAGAAAAGACAUACAGAAACGUUGAAAUUGGUGUUUAUAACGUAUUUUCGUAUUUUAAAACAUGCCAAUAAAUCACCACUACUUCUUUCUGUAUUGGAAGGGUUGUCCAAGUUCGCCCAUCUUAUCAACGUUGAUUUCUUUAACGAUUUGUUAGAAUUGCUGAAAAGGAUUAUGGCUGAUGAAAUCAAGGUGGAGGACUCAGAUCCGGAAGACAGUAAUACCAAAAGUUCUAUAUCUCGAAUUAAUACACGAAAAGGUUUAUUAUGUAUAAUAACUGCAUUUCAGUUGCUUUCCGGUCAAGGGGAAGCUCUCAAUAUCGACCUGAAAGAUUUUUAUACACAAAUGUAUACAAUUAUAAUGCCCCUUGCUUUGAAUCCAUACAUGGAAAAAAGUGAACUUGAACAAUUAAAAGCUGAUGAGGGUAAAGUUAGCAAUGCUACAUAUAUAGCAACCGAACAAGAGUUGCUAAUGAAAGGAAUUGAUUUUAUACUUUUCAAGCGAAAACAGAUUCCAACUGAUAGAUCGGCCGCAUUUUUGAAACGAUUAUCAAUUGCUUGUAUGAAUUGGCCAAGUAAAACAGUUCUGAAAUGUUUAACCACGAUGAAAAAAAUGAUUCAGAGACAAUCACGAUUAGAUGCACUAUUAUCAUCAGAUGAUAGAGCUGUUAAUGGAAUUUAUCGACCUGACUUAAAUGACCCCGAAUUAUGUAAUCCUUUUGCAACAAGUUUAUGGGAAUUGAAUUUAUUACAGAAACAUUAUGAUCCCAAAAUUCGGACUGCAGCAGUUCAAUUAGCAACUUUUGAAUCAAAUGUUGUAAAAUCAGUUAAUUAA